Molecule: messenger RNA, 2300 nt
Organism: Schistocerca nitens (vagrant locust)
Lineage: Eukaryota; Metazoa; Arthropoda; Insecta; Orthoptera; Acrididae
Product: solute carrier family 35 member G1
Exons: 5
Cellular component (GO): membrane
Source: RefSeq, a predicted model, not a curated record
GCGGCGGGCAGCGCGUCGCAGUCGUCGGGGCCGGGUGCGGCGCGCUGCCCCUACCUGGGGCUGGUGCUGGCCACGCUGUCGUCGCUGCUGUUCUCGCUGUGCAGCGUGAUCGUCAAGUGGCUGGUCGAGGUGCACCCCAUGCAGCUGGCCGCGUGCCGCUUCGCCGGCGUGCUGCUGCCCGCGCUGCCCAUCCUGCUGUGGCGCGCCGAGCCCGUGUUCCCGCGCGGCCGCCGCCUCAUGCUGCUGCUGCGCUCCUUCGUCGGCACCACCGGCCUCAUGCUCAGCUUCUACGCCUUCAGGCACAUGCCGCUGGCGGACGCUUCGGUGGUGGUGUUCAGCGUGCCGGUGUUCGUCGCCAUCUUCGCGCGGCUCUUCCUGAAGGAGCCGUGCGGCCCGUUCCACGCGCUCACGAUCGCGCUCACGCUGGUGGGCGUGGUGCUAAUCACACGGCCGCCGCUGCUCUUCGGCCACGCAGCCACGCCGCCGCUGGGCGCCGGAGGGCCCGUUGAGAGCGACGCCUGGGGCGCGGCGGCGGCCUUUGCAGCGACGCUGUUCGGCGCCAACGCGUACGUGCUGCUGCGCGCGCUCAAGGGUCUGCACUUCGCCGUCGUCAUGUGCAACUUCGGCGCCUUCGCACUCGUGCAGACCACGCUGGUCGCUGCCGCGCUAGGCGCCCUCUGCAUGCCCAGGUGUGGCUUUGACAGGUUCCUGGUUGUGGCCUUGGCGCUGCUCAGCUUUGGAGGGCAGAUCCUACUCACAAUGUCACUACAACUGGAGCAGGCUGGCCCCGUAGCCAUUGCUCGCUCAGCAGAUAUUGUUUUUGCUUUCAUAUGGCAGCUCCUUUUCUUCAAAGAAGUGCCAAACAGAUAUAGUGUGAUGGGUGCUGUGCUUGUAACAUGCUCUGUGCUGCUCACUGGCUUACGCCGUUGGGCGCUGGCAUUACCGGAAGCGUCACCUCUGCGACGCCGCCUUGGGCUCCUUGCUAGGUGAGGCGAGUGCAGCUCACAAGCACAAUAGAAGACUGGAUUUGUGAUGGAUGUUAAUACGAGGGCAUCAGUGUAACAUUACACUGAUGGCUGUUGAUGGAUUAGUGACAUUUAUAGUUGUGACACAAACAAACAAUUCUACUAUCCAGGAUGUGAUAGAUGGUGAUUGUGACUAUCAGAUGAACUGUUCAAAGUGUGGCUGUUGUUACACUCUUCUACAUUUAUACUGGAUUGUUGCUAUGUUUUAAGACUCCUGAUAAAGUGAUUACACUUUACCAAGUGUGCACAGUGUUCAGGCAUUACCUUUCUCUGUGUGCAUGUUUAAAAUAAUAGUAACUUGUUCUGUAUUGUAGCCUAAAUAACCAUUUUAUUGUAUUGUUGUACCAUGAAUGCAUAUUGAUUUUUGGUGCUAUUGUUUGGGAAACUACUUUCCAGCUUUUCAUGAAAAUACUAUUAAUACUUUACCCUCAAGUGUGUUUCAACUUUUUUGACACAUCUGCUAUGGAUGGGCAAUAUUUUAUAUGGAAGCUGGCAUAACAAAGAUAUAAACUAUUCAUUAUACUGCUUCACAGUGCUGUGUGAUUACAUCUUCUGUUAACAGUUUUUGGGAAGCAAUAAGUUUAAUGACUGAUGUUCUUUGAUGUUGAGAUAGUAUAUAAGCUCAAGAAGCUGAAUCAUAUUGUUUUUAAUCUUUACCUUGUAAAAUCAUCUGACAUUCAGCAAUUUGUACAAUGGCUAUAAAUAAACAAUACUCAGUUCUCGUGAUGAAACCUGAAGACUGAAUGUAGAGACAAUUAGGAUGUCAUAUUAGGGUUAUGCUGUUGGCUUUUCCCUGCAAAUGAGGCAUUUAAUUGCCUUUAGAGUGUCUACUACAGUUCUUUGAAGGUAUUAUUUUGCAAGAAGGUCAUUAAGAGAUGGAAUUAAGUAUUAUGUCUAGUUUAUUAUUUUGUGGCAGCAUCUAUGCAGAUAUUUUUAAUGGUUAAAAAGACUGAUUUAUUUCCUGUCUUUUUUGGUGGUAGGUUAGACCAGAGAUAGUAAUCAGGAACUGGUCUUGCAUAUGAAUUGAUGAGGAGAACUGCAGUUUACUAUAACUUUUUAAGUAUAUGGGCUACUUUCAAACAAAAAUGUACUCUUCCAUAUAGCACUAUAUUUGGUGGCAAACCAUGGGAAGUAUGAAGCAUUGGCUGUAUUUGGUUCACUUGUAAAAGAAAAAAGGUAGUUAAUACACUAUAUCUGUAAGACUAGUUACUCUGAAUAAUUAAACUUGUUUGCAGCUUGCCUGAUACAUCUGAAAACUGCAUGUGAUUCUUCAAU